AUGAGAGAUGCAUGUGGCAGUGUGAAAGACGGGUUGUUCAAGUGUGAGAGCAUUGAAACUCCUGACACGUCUCAGAGGCAUGGUCUGGGAAGUAGGAGAGAUGCGAGCAGUGGUGUGAGAGAUGGUCUGCACAGGGAAGAUCUUGACCUCUCCUUGUCACUGUUCCUGUCUCCUGCUCCUGCUGUUCCUGCUCAUCCUCCUCCUAACUCUGCUGCUGAUCCUGCUGCUACUGCUUCUUCUGUCUGUUCUGCUUCCCAUGGUGCUGUUUCUCCUGUUCCUCCACCUCCUCUUCCUCCUCCUGCAGCUGAUCUUGCUGCUACUGCUGCCUCUGAUGGGAAAGUGGAGGAGGAGGAGGAGGAGGAGGAGGAGGAGGAGGAGGAGGAGGAGGAGGAGGAGGAGGAGGAGGAGGAGGAGGAGGAGGAGGAGGAGGAGGAGAAAGAGAACUGGGAGGAAGACUAA
Closterium sp. NIES-65 is the source of this 459-nucleotide messenger RNA. The record is from the annotation of a GenBank genome assembly. Lineage: Eukaryota; Viridiplantae; Streptophyta; Zygnematophyceae; Desmidiales; Closteriaceae.